This is a messenger RNA of Dioszegia hungarica, 1182 nucleotides long. RefSeq lists its product as uncharacterized. The transcript has 2 exons. Gene Ontology annotation, molecular function: FAD binding. The record is from RefSeq and is a predicted model, not a curated record. The coding region runs from base 1 to 1182 and encodes 393 amino acids. NCBI's taxonomy places the organism in Eukaryota, Fungi, Basidiomycota, Tremellomycetes, Tremellales, Bulleribasidiaceae.
AUGUCCAAGCCGAUCCUCAUCUCAGGAGGCGGUCUAGCCUCCCUGCUUCUCGCCCGAUCCCUCGUCCGGUCCAAGAUCCCCUGUGUAGUGUUCGAGCGCGACCAAGCUAUCGACUUUCGCGGGCAGGGCUACCGGCUGCGUCUGAGCGCUGAGGGACUUGACGCCAUCGAGGAAGUCCUCGGCCCGGAUGGCUUUGCCGACUUUUACGGGCGGUGCGGCAAGACGGGCGGGAUGGGAUUUUCAGAGUUUGAUGCAGUGAGCGGGGAGCAGACAGAACAUAAAAUCCCUGAAGGCUUGUCAUCUAGAGAAGGCAAAGUCGUCGGGAUCAGCCGAGGAGACAUGCGGGAGGCGUUCCUUCAGGGCAGCGAGGGGUGCGUCCAAUGGGGAAAGCAGGUCAAGGGGUACGAGGAGACCGCGGACGGCGUCAAGGCGAUCUUCUCGGACGGGACCUACUCGGAGGAAGGCGCGAUGUUGGUCGCCGGGGAAGGGCUGAAGUCGGAGGUGGCCAAGCAGCUUUCGGGCGGCAUGCUCAAGGUCUACGACACCGGUGCAAGGGGCAUACACGGCCAGGCGUCCACUACAGCAUUCAAGGGACUCGGGGAAGGCGUCUUCCGUCUACGGGACAACACGGAUAAGAACGCGGAACUCAUGAUCAUCACCAAUGUCCGGCCGGGGGAGAUGGACGACCCCAACAUCAAGUUUGGCUGGACCAUGGUCGGUGCCCCAGGCGUCGUCCGCGCACCCAACGACGACUACUCCAUCAUCGGGAAGGACGCGGCGGAUCUCGCGAAGCGGCUGACCAAGGACUGGCACCCAAAGUUCAAGCCACUCUUUAACGAGAUGGAUGAAUUGGAGGCGGCGUUCUGGAAGAUUACCAUCUCUACGCCGACAGGGGUGCCGGAAUGGCCAAAUAGCCCUAGGGUGACGGUCAUCGGGGACGCUGCCCACUCCAUGACACCGGCUGGGGGCAUCGGGGCGAACACGGCGGUGCGGGACUCGGCGCUGCUGGGGCGAUUGCUGAAGGAGGCGGGAGGGUACAAGGAGGGCAUCACCGCGGCGUAUGAGAAGGAGAUGAGGGUGUACGCGAGCGAGGCGGUCAAGUCGAGCUGGGGAAUGGCCAAGGGACAGUUUGGCUUGUCAGACUCGGAUCUGACAACGACGGUGCGGGCUGGACACGACUGA